CAAAAUAGUGUCAUAUUUGUCAUACGAUGAGGUCCGCUGCGGCGGCUUUAUGCGUGAUGUGGGCUGCAAUGGCAACGCUGCGUGGCGUUGUCGCCCUAGGCAAUGGAGGUGGCAUUUCCGACAAUCACUUUAUCGACGACUACUUCUACGAUGACGACGCCAUUUCCUUGGUCACCGCUUCCACCUCGAUUCCAAGCGAUUUCCUGGGCGAAUCUGUUGUCCUUGCCGUCGAACAAGCGUCCGUGUACAAAGAAUUCAUGCUGCAUGCGUCUCGCACACAAGACGUGGUGGUAUUCAUGUCUACAUCUCCUGAUGCAAGACAAGUCUUCGAACGCGCGGUGCGGCGGCUGGACGAUGACGCCUUGUCAACCACGCGCUUCUUCGCGUUGCCGUUGCCUCCUCCAUCCUCAUCACCCCCGGACGACGAUGGAGCCGGCUUUGACGAACCCAUUGUCUCCUUCCACUCCGUGCACAGCCUUCCGUCCAUCCCCAAGUCGGGUCUCCAUGUCGUCGUCACGUAUCCCGCGUCUGGUCCACGAUCGUUGGCCGUCCACGCCAGCAACGCCAAGAUGGUUCAGGCGUCAACUUCAGAAGACGACUGGGUAGCUCGUCUGCAAUCCCAACUGGCGUCGUUCACUGCUACCCCAGCGCCGCCAUCGUCCCCGUCGAGCGUCAUGCCAUCGAUGAUGACCGUCGCCAUCGUACUGUACGUGGGGGUGGCGGUGAUCCCGAAAGUAGCGGCGAAUUGGCAGUGGUGGGUAACGUUCUGUCAAUCGAAGCGCAUUUGGUUUGGGCUAAGUCUCUUUGGACUGUACCUGUCGCUGUCGGGUACGCCACAACAAAUCUUCGUGGAUGUCUUAAUCAUGUGGGUUAUGGUCUGUCUGUCUGGCUGGCUGGCUUUGCGUAGGCUCAUUUUACUCAAUCAUCCAUGGCGCCCCUCUGUUCCACUUGUCUGGCCAAGGCUUUGCCCUCAUGCAUCCACAGCCCCAACGGCAGUUUGCCCUGGAAGGUUUGUUUGGCGGGAUGUUGCCGUUCGUCGUCUCCGCCGCGCUGCUCACCAUCACCCACGGCAUGCCGUACCUACUCAACCCAGACCACCGAUUCCACUCGGUCGUCAUGUGUGCCAUGGUCCUCGGCACCACAUGCUUCCUCGAGCAUGCGCUCUUCACGUCCAAAAAUCGGUGGUAUCGGUUGUUCUAGUCGAAGGCACGUUUGCUACCCCGUGGUAAUUUGGGCUUGAAUAUAUAUUUUUUCAAGCUGAAUUAGUUAAAUGUCAG
Aphanomyces astaci is the source of this 1277-nucleotide messenger RNA. RefSeq lists its product as hypothetical. The coding region runs from base 27 to 1229 and encodes 400 amino acids. Lineage: Eukaryota; Oomycota; Saprolegniomycetes; Saprolegniales; Verrucalvaceae. The record is from RefSeq and is a predicted model, not a curated record. The transcript is spliced from 2 exons. Gene Ontology annotation, cellular component: oligosaccharyltransferase complex.